GUAGGAAGCGGAGCUGUGCAGGGGUCGGUAACUACGGUCACAUUGUGUGUUCUGGACGUGUAUUGUCAUUCUAUAUAUAUAUAUAUAUCAGCUCCCAAAGUGAAGCCUGUGAAAGUGGAAGUAAAGCUUUUGUGUUAAUAAUAAAGCUGUCCCGGGACUAAGUGCCUAUUCAUUCGCCGAACGAUCAUCUUUGUCUGCACAUUGACAGGACGCGAAGACGAUGAGGUUAUCUCCCCGGGCAGCUCUCUCGCCUCCAGAGAUCAUUUGCAGCCGCUGCAGCCAGACCUGUAACAACAAGGAACUUGGAAUCCGAAUUCCACGACCACUAAGACAAGGACCCAGCAGAUUUGUUCCUGAAGAAGAGAUUCUGCAGGUGGCAAGUGAGGAUGCAAACAUGCAUUCUGUGUUUGCUGAUGCUUUUGUAGAUUUGGGUCGCUUAGAUAACAUUACCCUAGUGAUGGUAUUUCACCCUCAGUACUUGGGCAGCUUCCUGAAGACUCAGCAUUACUUACUGCAAAUGGAUGGGCCCCUCUCGCACUGUUACCAGCACUACAUUGGCAUCAUGGCAGCAUCUAGGCAUCAGUGUUCCUAUCUUGUUAAUCUUCAUGUCAAUGACUUUAUACAUCAUGGAGGGGACCAAAAGUGGUUAAAUGGCCUGGAGAAUGCCCCCCAAAAGUUGCGUAACCUUGGGGAGCUGAACAAAAUGCUAGCACACCGGCCGUGGCUCAUCACAAAAGAGCAUAUUGGGCAAUUGCUAAAAGCUGGAGAACACAGCUGGUCUUUGGCAGAAUUAAUUCAUGCAAUCGUUCUUCUGGCUCAGUACCACUCCUUAGCCUCUUUCACAUUUGGUUGUGGAAUUAACCCAGAAAUACACAGUGAUGGUGGCCACACUUUCCGCCCUCCCUCUGUUGGCAACUACUGUAUAUGUGAUAUUACCAAUGGCAACCAUGGGAGUGAAGGACAUCAUCCUGUUGGAAGUGUGAUGCCAACAGACUCCUCUUGUGAAGUUGAAGCUUUGAUGGUAAAGAUGAAGCAACUUCAAGAAGGCAGAGAUGAAGAAGAGGCAAGUCAGGAAGAGAUGGCAACUCGUUUUGAGAGAGAGAAAACUGAAAGCAUGGUGUUUGCUACAGAAGAUGAAGACAUUCCUCCAGAUAUAGAUGUUUCCCGGCAUUUCGAAGAUACUAGUUAUGGUUAUAAAGAUUUCUCCCGACGAGGGAUGCAUGUGCCUACUUUUCGAGUGCAGGAUUACAGCUGGGAAGACCAUGGCUAUUCACUAGUUAAUCGCCUUUAUCCAGAUGUUGGGCAGCUAUUAGAUGAAAAGUUCCACAUUGCUUACAACUUGACUUAUAAUACCAUGGCGAUGCAUAAAGAUGUGGAUACUUCAACUUUAAGACGUGCAGUAUGGAAUUAUGUCCACUGUAUGUUUGGUAUAAGAUAUGAUGAUUAUGAUUAUGGAGAAAUCAACCAGUUAUUAGAUCGCAGUUUCAAGGUUUACAUUAAAAAUGUGGUGUGCAGUCCCGAGAAGACUUCAAAGAGAAUGUAUGAUGGAUUUUGGAGACAAUUUAAGCACUCUGAAAAAGUACAUGUAAAUUUGCUUCUUAUGGAAGCAAGAAUGCAGGCAGAACUGCUUUAUGCUCUGAGAGCAAUUACUCGAUAUAUGACCUGAUUUUUUCUACCUGACUGGAGGAAAAAAGAAAAAAAAACUACAAAAAACUAAAGAAUGUUGAAAAGGCAAAAAUCUCCCGGCGUGAUCGGAAGACUAUGGCAGCUGCCUUUUCAGAAAUCCUUUGUGCCAUAUUUCUCAUCAUAUCAACUGUUGGCUUACUAUCACCACCAACUUGUAGUGAACUUGAAUGUGUAAAGAAGAGAUGCCAAGUUUCGGCCUCUAGCAACGGACACAUAUGCUUGAACUGAGCUUUAUAAGAUAGCGGACGUUAACCGUAUAUCAGGAUGUGGUUACAAUGGUUGUAUGAAAGACAUUUCAAGAGGAUGGACUGGGAUAUCUCUGCCUAUUUUCUCCUAAGGUGCACACAACAUGAGAUUAAGAUGGCACUGCUGUUUCAGCAACUGACUAUAGCUGAAGAGAAAACAGGUGCAGGCAGCCACAUUAAGCUAAAUGACAAGUGCUACGUGAACACUGCUACAGUCUGAGCCUAGUGAAAGAGACUUACAAAAUACAUUUGUGCAUGCUCUGAAGCCAGCCUUAUAUGGCAACAUACUUCCUUGCUUAAUUCCCAGGUUCCAUCUUGCUCUUUAGCUACGUGUUUAGUUAUAAGAAGCUGUGUUUUUUUUUUUUUUUUAAUUAUAUAUAUUUUUUUCAUAAUGGUUGAAACUUAAGUUGUCUUCCUGAAGAUGUAUAUAUGUUUAAGUAGGUAUGUUCUAUACUAUAAAAUGACUACAGGGAUUGUAGAAUACCUCUUGGUUAUGGGGUGCACACUUUGUAACAGUUCCAAUCUUUCUUUCAAGCUGCUGCUCUGUUACUAGCAGUUAACGUUGAGAACAAAAGAACAGAGGCAGGAAAACUGUCUCGUGUAAUGCAGGCUUCCUCGUAACUGCAGAAUUGUUGACACUGCAACUCAGAAAAGAGUCCUUUAUUUCUAUUUCUUUCUUAACAUCGACUUUCAGGUCUGUUUUUUAGAUGCUGACUUUGAGGGAGGCAAAAUAAAAACGUUAAAAUGGACGAAACCCAUUGUGUUCUGAAAAUAUGCUAUGAAAACUCUUUUUUUUUUUUCAAUCUGUCAGUAUUAUUGACAUUUUUUUAAAUAAAACAUUUAAAACAA
Messenger RNA from Xenopus laevis (African clawed frog), 2780 nucleotides. It is a transcript of the gene sesn1.S, whose product is annotated as sestrin 1 S homeolog. The record is from RefSeq and is a predicted model, not a curated record. Bases 221 to 1666 code for a protein of 481 amino acids. The transcript is spliced from 10 exons. NCBI's taxonomy places the organism in Eukaryota, Metazoa, Chordata, Amphibia, Anura, Pipidae.